GGCUGCUGCUACCGCCACCACCAUCACCGCCACUGCCACCACCACCGCUACCGCAGUGCUCCCACUGGUGCAGAGCUCCAGUGGUCACAGACCCACUUCCGCCAUCCUCCUGCAGCAGCUCGCCCUCUCUUUCCGCACCGUCCGGCUCGCUAUGCGCUCCUCCGCGGCUUUGGCGCUUCUGCUGUGCGCCGGGCAAGUCUUUGCCCUUCCUGUGAACAGCCCUAUGACAAAAGGGGACACUAAGGUGAUGAAGUGUGUCCUGGAGGUCAUCUCCGACUCGCUGUCCAAACCCAGCCCCAUGCCUGUCAGCCCUGAGUGUCUGGAGACCCUCCAAGGAGAUGAGAGGGUCCUCUCCAUCCUUCGACACCAGAAUUUGCUGAAGGAACUUCAAGACCUGGCGCUUCAAGGUGCCAAGGAGCGGGCCCAGCAGCAGCAGCAGCAGCAGCAGCAGCAGCAGCAGCAGCAGCAGCAACAACAACAACACAGCAGCUUUGAGGAUGAACUCUCGGAAGUAUUUGAGAACCAGAGCCCUGCAGCCAAGCAUGGAGACGCAGCAUCAGAAGCCCCCUCCAAGGACACUGUAGAGAAGAGAGAGGAUUCUGACAAGGGGCAACAGGAUGCCUUUGAGGGAACCACAGAAGGACCCAGACCUCAGGCCUUUCCAGAGCCCAAGCAGGAGUCCUCUAUGAUGGGAAACAGUCAAUCUCCAGGGGAGGACACAGCCAACAAUACCCAAUCACCAACCAGCCUCCCCAGCCAGGAGCAUGGGAUUCCACAGACCACAGAAGGCAGUGAGAGAGGUCCCAGUGCCCAGCAGCAAGCCAGAAAAGCCAAGCAAGAGGAGAAAGAGGAAGAGGAGGAGGAGAAAGAGGAAGAGGAGGAGGAGAAAGAGGAGAAGGCGAUCGCCAGAGAGAAGGCUGGGCCUAAAGAAGUCCCCACGGCAGCAUCCAGUUCUCACUUCUAUUCAGGCUACAAGAAGAUCCAGAAAGAUGAUGAUGGUCAGUCGGAGUCUCAGGCAGUGAAUGGAAAGACAGGGGCUUCUGAAGCUGUGCCAUCUGAAGGGAAGGGGGAGCUGGAGCACUCUCAGCAGGAGGAAGAUGGGGAAGAGGCCAUGGCAGGGCCCCCCCAAGGUCUCUUCCCAGGUGGGAAGGGCCAGGAGCUGGAACGUAAGCAGCAGGAGGAGGAAGAGGAAGAGGAGCGUCUGUCCAGAGAAUGGGAGGACAAGCGAUGGAGCAGGAUGGACCAGCUGGCCAAGGAGCUGACAGCAGAGAAGCGGCUGGAGGGGGAAGAUGACCCUGACCGGUCCAUGAAGCUCUCCUUCCGGGCCCGGGCCUAUGGCUUCAGGGACCCUGGGCCUCAGCUACGCCGGGGCUGGAGGCCAUCUUCCAGAGAAGACAGUGUGGAGGCCCGAGGCGACUUUGAGGAAAAGAAGGAAGAGGAGGGCAGCGCCAACCGCAGAGCAGAGGACCAGGAGCUAGAGAGCCUGUCAGCCAUCGAGGCAGAGCUGGAGAAGGUGGCCCACCAGCUGCAGGCUUUGCGACGGGGAUGAGGCACUGGCUGGUGGGGUCCGGCCAUGGCUUCAAGGCCCAACUGCUGCUCAAGUAGGGAGGCUUCCAGCCUCAGAGCCCAGGUUACCCCUUGCCCCUUCCCUUCUCUUGCUCUCAGCCCCUGCCCUGGACACUUCUGCAGGGCAGCCCUGAAAGUCAACACAGAUUCUUUCUCGGAACACAGGCAGCUUUCUAGAAGUUUCUCUUCCACCUUCUAAUCCAUGGGGCACAACUGCAGUAGUUCUGAUCUUUGGGCGAAAGCCGAGAACUCCUGACUAUUAAGAUAUUCCAGAUAAAAUUUAUUGAAGGAAGAAUAAACCUGCUUUGGGCUCUUCA
Messenger RNA from Rattus norvegicus (Norway rat), 1883 nucleotides. RefSeq names its product chromogranin A (gene Chga). NCBI's taxonomy places the organism in Eukaryota, Metazoa, Chordata, Mammalia, Rodentia, Muridae. The transcript is spliced from 8 exons. The record is from RefSeq and is marked validated. The coding region runs from base 152 to 1549 and encodes 465 amino acids. Gene Ontology annotation, cellular component: neuronal dense core vesicle; transport vesicle; extracellular region.